UCGAGUUCCAGGUUCUUGUGCAAUGGGUGUCUGUAGAGUCAGGAUGAGUAGUAUGAAAGAAGAGUAGUGGCACAGGGAGCUAGCUAGCUAUAAUAGCUGUGUAAACGGCGUGAGUCAGUACAAGCGGUUUCUGCAAUCACUGACGCUUUUGCUCUGCAUGCAAAACUAACUACCUGCACCGCGCGUGUCCUCUCACCUCACGUUUUAAACCACACAUGACUCGCGCCUCUUCGAAAUCAACGGUUGAGAUUGAGCCGUGAGGAAACGUAAACUUACUAUGACGGUGACAGAAUAAUUGCCCCCUGUAAGGAGACACGCACGCAAAAGUGGCGAUGCAAACGCAAGAGGCGUGAGCGUGACCAACAAACAGCAGGCGAGCGAGCGAGCGAUACAAUUGAAAAUCAACUGCUUCGGUUGCAUCGGCGCAAGUUAGCAAAAUCCGCCACAACGAUCAAGAGAGAGAAACGAGUAACAAACAUAAAAGGAAAGUUUUGUGUUAAGCUUUUUGUUUCUGCUUACACUUACACUGCACCUGCACCUGCACCGGUUCAGCGGUUAAGGCGUUACACCGCACCAGGCUGGCGUGGUAAAUGGAGUUGGAGGGUGCGAAUCAAUGAGGCUCGUACCGUGAUCGAUUGUCGUUUUGGAUCCUUGGCCUUCGACAUGAGGAGGAAGAGAGAUCAGUACUCGGAGUUGGAAGCUGCAGCCACGGAGGGACUUGGCCGUCGUCACCGAUGCGUGAAAGAUGAUUUGUGUGCUGAACUGUGGUAUGCAUGUGCCGGGCCUGUGUAUGUUCCUCGCGCUGGGGAGAAGGUUUUCUACUACCCACAGGGUCACUUGGAGCAGGUUGCUGCAUUUACUCAACAUCAGCAAGAUGGCCACAUGGAAAUUCCUGUAUAUGAUUUGCCUUCUAAGAUCUUAUGCAGAGUUAUCUGCGUUCAUUUAAAGGCUGAAGAUUACACAGAUGAGGUUUUUGCUCAAGUGACAUUACUUCCAGAGCUCAUGCAAGAUGAACUUAAUUCAGAGGACGGAGGCACUUGUCACAUACCUUGUAGAACCAAAACCCACUCUUUUAGCAAGAUACUCACUCCAUCAGACACCAGCACACAUGGUGGAUUCUCAAUUCCCAAACGACUGGCAGAUGAAUGCUUCCGUCCUCUGGACAUGACUCAUCAGCCACCAACACAAGAGCUGGUUGCUAAGGACUUGCAUGGGUUUGAAUGGCAUUUUCGGCACAUAUUUAGAGGCCAGCCAAAACGACACUUGAUUACUAGCGGUUGGAGCACAUUUGUCAAUUCAAAGAAACUUGUUGCUGGAGACUCAUGCAUUUUUGUUAGUGGGGACAAUGGAGAAAUUCGUAUAGGGUUUCGUCGAGCUAUGAAGCAACACAGCUAUGCAUCCACAUCUUCAUCUCUGAUAUCAGGUCAUAGCAUGCAACUUGGAAUAUUGGCUAGUGCUUCCCAUGCUAUUGCUACAGGAUCCUUGUUCACUGUCUAUUACCAUCCAUGGACAUAUCCCUUUGAAUUUAUUACUCCAGUGAAAAACUACAUGAAGUCAACUGAAACCGACUAUGCAAUUGGAACAAGAGUACAAAUGGUGUUUGAAGCUAAAGAAUGUGCAAGAAGAAAUGCAGGUGCGAUAAUUGGGAAUGAAGAUAUCGAUAACAUUAAGUGGCCUGGUUCAGAAUGGAGAUGUCUGAAGGUGAAAUGGGAUGCCAUGCCCAUACUAGAUACAUAUAGGCAUCCUGAAAGGGUUUGUCCAUGGUGGAUUGAGCCCUUGGACUCCAUCAAGAAGAAGCGCGCGCCAAUGCUCUCCCUGGCAAACAAGAGAUGUGUACUUAACCUGCCUCAGAAUUCAGUCAAGUCUGCAUCUCAGAGAGUGGAUAGGGACUUACAAGGUCAAGAUUACAAUGGCGUACAUUCUCUACAGCCUUUGCAAAGUCCACCAUCAACAGAUUUGCUCCUCUCAUUGAAGAUCACCAACUUCAGGACGGAGAAACCUAAUCAGCUUCCCUUUCUCAUGCAAGAACCUCUGCAUCAAUCUCUUGGAAGCUCGAUGUCAUUUCCACAUGAAGACAUAUCAACUUCAUGCUCAAAUGUGAAUUCCACAGGUUCUGAAUCCCAGGGAUGGCCAUCUUCCGAGUCUAAAGAUGAAAAUGAUGUUCCUUUCAGCCUACCUGGAAGCUGUGGUAAAUACAAGCUUUUUGGGGUUAGCUUACUUGAUAGGCAACCGGAGCUCCCUUCACAACAAUUUGCUAUUUUUAGCAAAAUUUCUAGUCCUCCAAUGUGUGUUACCUCAAGGAAAACAUGGAAGAAGUGUCGCUCUGUUAACAGUAGGAGUUGCACAAAGGUGCUUAAGCUGGGAACUGCUCUUGGAAGAGCGGUUGACCUCACAUGUUUUCCUGGAUAUGAUGAACUCAUUUCUGAACUUGACCAGAUGUUUGAUUUCGGUGGAAGCUUAAUCAAUGGAAGCAGUGGGUGGCAUGUGACCUGCAUAGAUGAUGAUGGAGAUAUGAUGCUACUAGGGGAUUACCCUUGGCAGGAUUUCCAGUCCAUGGUGCAAAAGAUGAUCAUAUGUCCCAGGGAUGGGAUGAAGAAUUUCAAUCCAAGCUCCUCAGCAGAACCUACAAGCCUUUAAUUAAUACAUUAUCUUUCGAUCCACUCUACUGAGACAGUGCCUGCAUACCCUGCUUGCAGGACAGUGCAUUUUAAUUUGUUCUCUAUGCCGCGAACUGCUAUGGUCUUAAUGCAGUCGUGUGGUUUGUCGUUUUUAGUUCAAAGAUGUCUUACAUUUUGAUGAGUACUUGGAGUUAGUUAGUUAGUUAAGGGUUAGCAUUUAGAGUUAGUUAGUUAGUUAUGGCUUAGCCUAUAAAUAAGGGAGUGUGAAGAGGGUUUAGGUAUCUUUGGGAUCAUUUGGGAAUUGGGAAUUAGGAGAGUGAUGAGUCUCUCGAAUACUCAUCUGUUUCUUGUACAUUUUUCUGUUGAAUAAAUAUCAGGGUUUCAUCAA
This is a messenger RNA of Lotus japonicus, 3006 nucleotides long. RefSeq names its product auxin response factor 23-like. Gene Ontology annotation, cellular component: nucleus. Gene Ontology annotation, biological process: regulation of DNA-templated transcription; response to hormone. Gene Ontology annotation, molecular function: protein binding; DNA binding. The transcript is spliced from 14 exons. NCBI's taxonomy places the organism in Eukaryota, Viridiplantae, Streptophyta, Magnoliopsida, Fabales, Fabaceae. The coding region runs from base 664 to 2637 and encodes 657 amino acids. The record is from RefSeq and is a predicted model, not a curated record.